Messenger RNA from Gongylonema pulchrum, 445 nucleotides. Lineage: Eukaryota; Metazoa; Nematoda; Chromadorea; Rhabditida; Gongylonematidae. The record is from the annotation of a GenBank genome assembly.
CUGGGUCUUGAGUUCUCUCUACUGUCUUCUCCUUAACAUUUGAUCAAAAAAAGUGAUAUUUCAGGAAUACGAUAUAGAGCGGCAGGAAUAUGAUAAGGCACUGAAAGCCUAUCACAGCUCCACUGCUUAUCAGCAGUACUUGUCUGCAAAAAGCCGAGCAAAAGCUAAUGAUAAAUCGAAUACAGUUGGUGGCGUAAUUGCUGUUUCUGAUAAAUGCCGAAGACAUAUGGUGCAAAAUAUUGAAGAGCCUAGGCCUGUAAAUGUAUUCGCAGCAACACCACUGACUUUCAAAAAGCAAAUUUCGGUGAUCCCAAAUGAUAAACAUUGCCGUUUUCUGUUUGGUUUAAAAAUAUACACAUAUUUUUGUUAUUCCCAUACCAUUUGCUCGAGCGGUCCUGCUAUUCGUGGUACUCGCAUCAUGGUCGGUGGAUAUGUGAGUAAAUGA